Zea mays is the source of this 3895-nucleotide messenger RNA. Its product is annotated as pentatricopeptide repeat-containing protein At3g49730. NCBI's taxonomy places the organism in Eukaryota, Viridiplantae, Streptophyta, Magnoliopsida, Poales, Poaceae. Gene Ontology annotation, molecular function: protein binding. Bases 76 to 1863 code for a protein of 595 amino acids. The record is from RefSeq and is a predicted model, not a curated record. The transcript is spliced from 4 exons.
UCGCUUUCGCAUCGCCCGCAUGUGCAUCUCGUCCGCCACGGGCCACAGCCGGCCUCACUCCGCAAGUCCGCGACCAUGCGGUGCACCCUCUCCGCCCCUCUCCGGCGCUGUCUCUCCUCCACCGGCGCCGCCGAUCCUAGCCUAGUCUCUUCAGCUGAGCAUGCGUACCGGCUCCUCCGCCGCCACCACUCCGACCCGCAGAGGCUCUCCGCCGCGCUGUCCGCGUCGGGUCUCGACGCCUCCUCGCCGCACCUCCUCGACGCCGUCCUCCGCCGCUGUGGCGCUGCCUCCUCCCUCGCGCUGCACUUCUUCCACUGGUGCUCCCCGUCGCUGCCCUCGCCGCUCCCGUCCUCCCUAGCGCUCCUCGCCAAGUCCUUCUCCCGCGCCUCCUCCGCGCCGUCCCCGUCCCUACUCGCGCCGCUCCCCUCUCAACUCCUUGGCCCCUCCCUCCUCUGCCCCGUCCUGCGCCGCCUCCCGCAACCGCGCCUCCUGCCGUUCGCGCUCUCACUACUCUCCGCCCGCCCCGACCACGACCAGCCCGCCCUCUUUCUUUCCCUCCUCGAGUCCCUCUCCAAGGCCGGCCACGUCCUCACCGCCGAGCAGCUUGUCGAGGAGCUCCAGCCCCGGCUCCCGCUUUCGCUCCGCCACUAUACGGCCUUGCUCUACGGAUGGUGCCGUCAGGGCAAGCUCGACGAGGCCAAGCACGUGCUCGCUCGCAUGAAGGCUGCGGAUGUUGCCCUUGACGUCGUCGUAUUUAACACCCUGCUCGCUGGCUUCGUCGCGGAAGGGAGAUUCGAGGACGCGUUCGAGCUGGCGGGGCAGAUGGAGCAGCGUGGCUGUCCACCGAACGCGGUGUCGUACACCACCCUGAUUCAGGGGCUUGGCGCGAGGGGGAGAGUUGAUGAGGCCAUGCGCGUGUUUGUGGAAAUGCGAAGGAAGGGGUGCGCGCCCGAUGCUGUCACGUACGGCACCCUGGUUAACACGUUUUGCAAGGCUGGCAAGAUAUCCCAGGGGUACGAGUUCUUGGAUGCUAUGUCGAGGGAUGGCCUGCGGGUGGACGCUGCCGUGUACCAUGGUUUCUUUGUAGCACACGAGAAGAAGGAGCAGCUUGAGGAGUGCUUGGAGCUGAUGGAGAGGAUGCGGGAGUGCCGGUGUCCACCAGAUCUCAAGAUAUACAAUGUGGUGAUUCGGUUGGCCUGCAGGCUUGGGGAGACCAAGCAAGCCAUGACAUUGUGGAAUGAGAUGGAAAGUGCUGGGCUCAGUCCUGUGGUCGAUACAUUUGCUAUCGUGGUGAGUGGCCUUGUUGGGCAGGGUUUGCUGAUUGAGGCAUGUAGUUAUUUUAAAGACAUGGUUGGGAGGGGGCUCUUUGUGGUACCGCAAUAUGGGGUGCUGAAGGACCUCCUCAAUGCGUUGGUCAGAGAUGAGAAACUUGAGCUUGCAAAGGAUGUUUGGAAAUGUAUUGUGAGCAAAGGCUGUGAGCUCAAUGUGAGUGCAUGGACUAUCUGGAUUCAUGCACUGUUUGCGAAGAAACAUGUCAAGGAGGCCUGCCUGUAUUGCUUAGACAUGCUAGAGGCAGGACUGAUGCCACAGCCUGACACAUUUGCAAAGUUGAUGAAGGGGCUGAAGAAGUUGUACAACCGUCAGAUUGCUGCUGAGAUUACUGAGAAGGUUAGGAAGAUGGCGGAGGAGAGACAUGUUAGCUUUAAGAUGUAUAAGAGACGUGGGGUGAGGGAUCUUGAAGAGAAACUCAAGGCAAAGAGGAGAGGACAGAAAAAGAGGCAUCUGCGGCAGCCUGGUCAUGGUCAGUCUAGUAGGGAUGCUGGCAAUUUGGAUGCUUCUGAUGAAGUAGAAUUUUCCGGCUAAUUGAAAUAGAAUUCAUUGGGGGCAAUGCAUCUCUGUUCAUUUGAAUUGUUUUGGGGAGUGAUAGACUUACUAAACAAUAAAGGAGUGCUGGUGAUCAUGCCUUGCCAUCAUAAUAUUAUUCUUAUGCUAAAGAUGUAUUGGGUUUCAGGCAAGAGCCAAGUGGUACAUCGAUUACAUGUGAAGUUGUGUGCCAAGAGUUACUGACCAUGAGGAGGGGACUUUCUGAUGGAACCUCCAGUAAUUCAUCUCAUUAGGGAGAUUUCGUCGAAGACUGUCACUACACAUUAAACGUCUAGCUCUAACUUUUUUCUCAACGCACAUGAGAGCUAUACAUCAUUAUAUUAUGAAGAAAAGAAGAUUCAAAGUAGACUAAUACAUUAUUUUAUUUUUUAUUUUUAUACAUACGUAUUUGUCAUACUCUCAAAUGUAUUGUAUAUAUUUUAGUUUUGUUAAACCGGUUAUUUAAAGUAUUUAAAUGGAUAAAAGAUCGUUUAGAGAAACUAUAUAUAGAGAAUCUAGUAGCGUUCUCUAAAUUUAGAGGAUCAUUUAGAGGACGCUGCUAAAUAGUGUAGAGACGUGUUUGAUCCCCUACAUUUAGGGUAUAAGAGCUUUUAAAGUAUUUUGUUGGAGUUGUUUUGUUUUUUCACUGGCCAGACGUUCUAUCAACGUCACUUUUUUUAUCCACACCGUCUGAUCCCAUAUCAACGGCGCUCAGCCCCGCGGUUUGUCUCCCCCCACACGAAUCUUGUCUCCGUCGGCUUCUCGAAUCUCGAUGCCUCUAGAUUCUUCUCCUCCACUCGUCCUCCCGGACGCCAUUCCCACCCGCGCCCUCGGCUUGUCUCUCCGUCCCCGCUUCACUGCAUGCAUCCGCUGGUGGAACCAGGGCCCAACCUGCCUGGGGACGUGCCCGGGCUUGGCUUCGUUGGUGGUCGUGUGGAUCCCUGCGUUAGCUGCGCAGGUUGCCCCAUGUCCGCACCCUCCGACCUAAAUCUCGCUCAUGUCGUCCGGUGCCAUGCGACUCGCUGUUGUGCGCUCAGGUGCCCAACGCGGCGUGAUGAGACCGGCAACGUGGCUGGACCGGCGACGCGGCUGCGUGGCAGAUACAUGUGAGCAUGGGCACUGUCGCCACCUACUCGACCAGGGGCUGCUCCUCCCCAUCUCACGUGGAACUCCUCCCUUGGUUGCUUCUCAACCGCAUCAGCGAGGAAAACAAGCACAGAACUAUGCACACUUGUUCUAGCAUGAAUGGAGGUCGCCAAGAUGGAUUUGGCAAACUUCAUGGUGGAUACUAGAGACGUACACCAAGAAGAAACUCACGCUCAGCAAAGUCAUUGUCGCAAGGUGUUGCUAGGGACAACUUCUAUUCAAUGUUUCACAUUACCCAGAGAGGAGGAAAUUCUCAAAAGAGGAAUACAAAGCAUUCACGAGAGAGAUGAAUAAAGCUAUGAAGCAGCUGUUGUCGUGACCGGAUUUCAACAGGUGGGCGUUGGCUAACGCGGACAUGAUAUCUGUGUGGCUCUGCCAGGAGGAAACUACAGCAGCAGCAACAGCAACCAACAGCGGCAUCGUUUCUUGGGACUAUUUUUGAUCUGCAUGUGUGUAGUGUGCUUUCUUAGCAGCAAUAGGAGUGCUCCCUACUCAGUCAUUUCAUGUGAGUUGAUUAGCAAGGGUAGGGUAACAUCUGAGUGUUCCACAUUAUGAAGUGGCAGCAAAUAUGUAGAAUAUUGUAGUUUAGUGAGUCACAUCUUAGGUCCAAAAAGUCCAAACAGCAUCUGAAUCUUGUAACAUUCAGUGCUAAGGUGAGUGAAUCUCAAUUUGUUGAGUUGUAUAUCAUGCUUGAUCAUCAUGAGGAUAGAAUGAACGUAUUUAAGUGUUUCUAGGCCUGCAUAUGAAGCAAGCUGUGGCAUAUGAAGCAAGCUGUGCUGAAGUGUCGUGUGUAGUAAUUUUAGUAAUUAGUGUUUGUAGCUGGGUCAUACGAUGGAUACUAUUCUCAUUUCCGUCAGUAAACUAAUACAAUCUAUUCUUGUCUCUA